This is a messenger RNA of Hermetia illucens (black soldier fly), 1864 nucleotides long. RefSeq names its product purine nucleoside phosphorylase. The record is from RefSeq and is a predicted model, not a curated record. Bases 322 to 1503 code for a protein of 393 amino acids. Gene Ontology annotation, cellular component: cytoplasm. Gene Ontology annotation, biological process: nucleoside metabolic process. Gene Ontology annotation, molecular function: purine-nucleoside phosphorylase activity. Lineage: Eukaryota; Metazoa; Arthropoda; Insecta; Diptera; Stratiomyidae. The transcript is spliced from 4 exons.
GCAGAGACUUCAGUUUAACUUCAGAACUUAAUCAGAGCGUUGAUGCCAUUUACGCUGCCCAGUGCUUAAAGACGGUUCAGACCAGUGACAACUAUAUUCCCCCAGACUUGGAAUCUUAUUAAAAAUUGUGGCAAUAUCGCAAAAAAUAACAAUUUGCCAUUUUUUCUAAAAUAGUUCUCGAGAAGUCUCUAAUUAAGAGUAGUAGCUGUUGCGAGCGGUUACAAGUGCUUUAAAAAUAAUAAUUAUAGUGUAUACGAAUAAAACUGCGGGUACUCCUCUGUAACGAGUUUAGAGCCUUUGAUAAAUAAUAUCUUUACAAUAAUGACGGGUUACAAGAACGGCAUCGCCAAUGGCACCAAUGGCCAUGGUGGUGAGGUGAACGGACAAACCAAGAAUGCGCCGGCCUAUACCGCAAUAGAGAAUUCAUUAACCAAAAGACAACAAUCUUUGGUUAAAGACGAUUACCAUGUAAAAGGAGACGUAGCGUUUGAUGAAAUGAAUUUAUGGAAUGGCAAACUGCAGUACACGAAUGGCAUAAAUGGUACAAAUGGUGUAAAUGCUGCCAAUGGUGUCAACAGCAUCCAUCACAAUUCGAAAGAAUCCCCUCCUUCCCAAAUUUCAAACUUCAAUGAUGUCAUGAGCUACUCAUACGAGAUCAUCAAGGAAAUUGCGGAUUACCUGUUGGAGAAAACCAGCAUUCGACCGAAAAUUGGAGUGAUAUGUGGAUCAGGACUGAACUCCUUAGCUGACUUCCUUACUCAAACCGAUGCUUUUCCAUACGAAUCAAUUCCACACUUCCCUAUUUCAACAGUUGAAGGACAUGUUGGCCGAAUGGUAUUUGGCUACCUAGAAGGAGUUCCUGUCAUGUGCAUGCAAGGACGCUUCCACUACUACGAGGGAUAUCCAUUGUCAAAGUGUUCAAUGCCUGUAAGAGUUAUGAAACUUGUCGGAUGUACACAUUUGCUCGCAACCAAUGCCGCUGGCGGUCUUAACACAAAAUUCAAAGUCGGUGACAUUAUGCUAGUUCGUGAUCAUGUCAACAUGAUGGGCUUGGCUGGAAAUAGUCCCCUGCAAGGACCAAAUGACCCACGAUUCGGACCACGUUUCCCGCCAAUGACAAAUGCAUACGACAAGGAACUCAUUAAGAUUGCCAAGAAAAUCAGCGUUGAAAUGGGAAUUGAGAAGAAUAUUCAUCAAGGAGUCUACACAUGUCUGGGAGGACCUAACUACGAGACAGUUGCAGAACUGAGGAUGCUGCGAACUCUGGGAGUCGAUGCUGUUGGCAUGUCAACUGUCCACGAAGUAAUUACAGCCAGACAUUGUGAUCUCACAGUGUUCGCAUUCAGCUUGAUCACAAACAAAUGUCCAAGCGAUUACGAUAGUGAUGAAGACGAAGCGAAUCAUGAAGAAGUCGUCAGUGUUGGAAAGCAAAGACAAAACCUUUGUGCUGAAUUGAUGUGUAAAAUGGUGAGGGCUAUCAAUGAGAGUCCACAAUGCAAAUGAAUGGAACAUUUGAACGAGACAAAGGCUCAACAUUUCUGUACAUUCCUUCCACUGAAAGUAUCUACUUAACGAUAAUCGACCUAUUUGUAACCAGAAAACAAAUAUUUCAAGCAGCAUUUUCCUCAGAAUAACAAUCAUGUGUAUGGACGAAAAUGUGAAACUUCCCUAUUUCCCGACGCCAAGAGCUUUAAACAGCGCAGCGUCUAGCCUAACAACAAAUUGUCUAGUCUGUAAGAAACAUUCAUUGAUAUUCACAAUAAAUAUAAAACAUUAUUCAGUUAGAAUUAGAGUCAUAGAAUGUAAUAUGUAUGUAUUUAUUUUACUGCGAAAUGAAAAUAAAUAUUUUAUUUAAAACUUGUAA